Messenger RNA from Priapulus caudatus, 9649 nucleotides. Its product is annotated as multiple epidermal growth factor-like domains protein 6. Gene Ontology annotation, molecular function: protein binding; scavenger receptor activity; calcium ion binding. Lineage: Eukaryota; Metazoa; Priapulida; Priapulimorpha; Priapulimorphida; Priapulidae. The transcript has 3 exons. Bases 422 to 8074 code for a protein of 2550 amino acids. The record is from RefSeq and is a predicted model, not a curated record.
GCAGCGACUCUGCUCACCCUCGCUCGAUAGUUCUUCUGCUCUCGACUGCUCUCGUCUGCUCUGUCCGUCACGGGGAGACGAGCGUCGGACCUGAUUAGCGAGAGCGACCUGUGUGUGGAAUUUAAGAACAAAAGCCGCGGAUGCCAGCUGCGUAAACGAGCAAGCCGAGAGCAAAUUGUCACAAAUGAAGUGAUUGUUGUGAGCUAGGUGGACGGAGCCGAUACGGUGUAUACGGAGCCGAUACGGUAGACAGGGGCGGGCGAUAACGCUGCCCGCAUACGGGAACGCAGUCUAUCUGUACCUACGCGCCGAGGCGACAGACACUGAGUGCGACACACGGCGACAGCGACAACCGCCCGCGCACGCGCACGUGGGUGACAUCAAAAUUAUUCUUUGCACGCCGAUCAUAUCAGACGCCGCGAUGGAGGUCCGCCGACGAUCGCUCCCCGUCUGCGCAUGCGUACUCGCCACCAUGCUGUGCCUACUCGCCACGCAUGCGCGCGCGGACGACGCCGCCAGCAACAACGUCACUGCCGACGGCAACGAGGUGCAGCGGGUGAACAUCUGUCCGUAUCAGCAGGUGGAGAUGGUGGCGGUGCGCGGCACCGAGCAGCGACCGUACACGAAGCUCGUCAAGGUGUGGAAGCCCAACUGCGGCGACACGUACGACAACUGGUGCGUCGGCUACGAGAAGCGCACGCACUACUACACGGCCGUGCAGACGAAGAUGCAACCGCACUACCGCACCAUGUACCGCUGCUGCGACGGUUGGGCGCAGAUGCCUGGCGAGCCUGGCUGCCUCUACCCGGAGUGCGGUCCCGGGAUCUGCUUCAACGGCGGAGUGUGCAGCGCCGAUCCGGACCACAAGCUUUGCGACUGCGCGACUGGAUUCCAGGGUCCGCGCUGCCAGUACGACAUCAACGAGUGCGCGAUGAGCAACGGAGGAUGCUCGCAGGGAUGCUGCAACGCGAUCGGCACCUACUACUGCAAGUGCUUCCUCGGCUACACGCUCGAGGCCGACGAUCGCACGUGCGUCGACGUCGACGAGUGCGAGAUGCACAACGGCGGCUGCAGCCACCGCUGCGUCAACCUCGAGGGCGGCUACCGCUGCGACUGCCCCGACGACAUGACGAUGCACGUUGACGGACGCACGUGCGUGACGGCCGACGCCUGCGGCGACGACAACGGCGGAUGCGAGCACGUGUGCGACAUGGAUGACGACAGCGGCGUCGUCACGUGCUCAUGCCGCGACGGCUUCGUCUUGAACGCCGACGGCCGCCACUGCGACCCGGAGGAUCCGUGCACGAGCGCCAACGGCGGAUGCGAGCACGACUGCGCCAACGACAGGGGGCGCGCAGUGUGCACGUGCCGACAGGGCUACCAGCUGCGCGCCGACCGCAUGACGUGCGAGGAGGUGGACGCCUGCAGGCAGGACAACGGAGGCUGCGUGCAAGUGUGCACCAACGACAGGGGGCGCGCCGUAUGCUCCUGCCAACCGGGAUACCAGCUGCAGCCCGACAGGCGCUCGUGUGAGAUCUCUGACCCCUGCCGCCAGCGCAACGGCGGCUGCGAACAGGUGUGCACCAACGAUAGAGGACGCGCGACGUGCUCCUGCUUCCCCGGCUACCAGCUGAACCCGGACCGACGCACGUGCGCGACGCCGGAUCCGUGUACGAACGCCAAUGGCGGCUGCAACCACAUCUGCACCAACGAUAGAGGGCGCGCCACCUGCUCGUGUCAGCCGGGCUACCAGCUAGCUGCCGACCAGAGAACGUGCGAGUUACCGGACCCGUGCGCCGACGACAACGGAAGAUGCGAGCAGACGUGCACCAACGACCGCGGCCGCGCCAUCUGCUCCUGCCAGCCCGGAUUCCGUCUGAUGCGAGACCGCAGGUCAUGCAAGCCGGAGGACCCGUGCCGCGAGAACAACGGCGGAUGCCAGCACGACUGCAACAACGAGAACGGACGCGCCGUCUGCAGCUGCCAGCAGGGCUUCACGCUUCAGGCGGACGGCCGUAGCUGCGAGCGCGACGAGAGUCCGUGCGAGCGCGACAACGGCGGCUGCGAUCAGACGUGCACCGACGUGCAUGGCCGCGUCCGAUGCUCCUGCCGCCCCGGCUUUACCCUCGCCUCCGACCGUCGACGCUGCGUCGGCCUCUGCGACGACAACAACGGCGGAUGCGAGCACGCAUGCGCCAUCGAGGGCGGCCGCGUGCGCUGCGCAUGCCGCGACGGCUACGAACUCGGUCCCGACCGACGCCGCUGCCGCAAGACAAACCCGUGCAUGCACAUGAACGGCGACUGCCAGCACAUCUGCCAGAAGGCGGGCGAGCGCGCCGUCUGCUCGUGUCGCGAGGGUUACGAACUGCAGAGCGACGAGCGCAGCUGCGUGCGCGAUCCCUGCUCGGUCGACAACGGCGGCUGCGAGCACGUGUGUGUCAACCGCAUGAGCCAGCCGUUCUGCAUGUGCCGCCGCGGCUGGAGCCUGCAGCCGGACCGACGCACCUGCAAGAAGGAGGAGACGUGCUCGGAGGAGAACGGCGGCUGCCAGCAAGUGUGCAACGAGCGCGACGGUCGCGUCAUCUGCUCGUGCAACACCGGAUACAUGCUCGCCGACGACCGGCGACAGUGCGAAGAGAUCAACUACUGCAAGCGACACAACGGCGGCUGCGAACACAUCUGCGUCAACACGGGCGCCGGCCGCUACCACUGCGCCUGCCGCGACGGAUUCUCGCUCGCCAAGAACCGCCGCAGCUGCCACCCGACGGACCCCUGCGAGACGGACAACGGCGGCUGCCAGCAGACCUGCUCGCCAGUCGACGGCGUCGCCGUCUGCUCGUGCGGAGACGGUUACCGACUCAUGGCCGACGCGAGAAGCUGCGAGAAGAUCGACCCGUGCGACAACGCUGGCUGCGCGCACGAGUGCCGCAGCGUCGGCGACCGACCCGAGUGUCUGUGCCGCGACGGCUACAAGCUGCUGCCCGACCUGAAGCACUGCGAGGAGAUCAACCCGUGCGUGCUAAGCAACGCCGGAUGCGAACACGGAUGCGAGUUCCUCGGCAGGGGGCGCCACCGCUGCACGUGCCACCGCGGUUUCGAGCUAGCCGAAGACGGCCGCCGCUGCACGCCGAUCGACCCGUGCGCCGUCGGCAACGGCGGCUGCGAGCAGGUGUGCACGAACAUGGCCGGCGUCGCCAUCUGCUCGUGCGACGACGGCUACUACCUGCGCAACGAUGCGCGCACCUGCGAGGAGGUGAAGCCGUGCGAUGACGGCUCCAACGGAGGCUGCGAGCAGAUCUGCGAGCAUCUGGCACCGGGACGGCACGAGUGUCGCUGCAAGCAGGGCUACCGGCUGCAGGCGGACGGACGCAUGUGCGAGCACAUACGCCCCUGCGCCUUCAACAACGGCGGCUGUGAACAGCUCUGCGAGAACGUGCGCGGCAAGCCGGCCUGCCGAUGCUUCGAAGAAUACGAGCUGAGUCAUGACGGCGUUACGUGCGUGCCCAUCAACCCGUGCCUGCGCGACAACGGCGGCUGCGCGCACACGUGCAAGCACACGGGGCCCGACGCGCGAGAGUGCAUCUGCUCUGAGGGGUAUACGCUCGCCAGCGACGGCGCCUCGUGCGACGAGAUCAACCCGUGCGACUACAACCGCGGCAACUGCAGCCAGACGUGUCUGAAGACGGCUCCGGGCCAGCGCAUCUGCAUCUGCGACGCCGGAUACACGCUCGAGCCGGACGGCAUCACCUGCAAGGAGGAAAACCCGUGCGACAUCCACAACGGCGACUGCACGCACGUCUGCAAGCACGUCGGCCCAGAUCGACGCAAGUGUAGGUGCCGCAAGGGCUACGAUCUGCUGCCGGACGGCGUCUCCUGCGAGCCUGUCGACCCCUGCAAGACGGACGACGGAGGCUGCAACCAGCUGUGCAUCAACCUCGGGCCGGGAGAGCACGAGUGCGACUGCUAUCCGGGAUUCAUCCUCGAUCCGGCCGACGGGAAGACGUGCCGCGACCCGUGCGACAUCGACAACGGCAACUGUCAGCACUACUGCCGCAGCACGGAGAGCGGCGUCAUCUGCGACUGUCUGCAGGGCUUCGAGCUGACCUUUGACCUGCAACGCUGCGUCGACAUCGACGAGUGCGUGCAGGGCUUCAGCGGAUGCUCGCACGGCUGCACGAACAACAACGGCUCGUUCGUCUGCUCCUGUCCCGACCACUACGUCAUGGACGCCGACGGACGCACGUGCACGCUGCUCAACCCCUGCGACGACAACAACGGCGACUGCGAGCAGAUCUGUCAGUUCGUCGGGGCGCGGCAGCGCGAGUGCGCCUGCGUGUCCGGCUACCGGCUGCACGAGGACGGCCGCUCGUGCGUCGUCAUCGACUCGUGCCUCGUCGACAACCCGGGCUGCGAGCACUACUGCAACAACACGUCGCCGGGCCGCUACGAGUGCGGCUGCUUCGAGGGCUACGCGAUCGCCGCCGACGGCAGGAGCUGCGAGGACAUCAACGAAUGCUUCCUAAACACGGACUGCUGCGAGCAGGUGUGCAACAACCUACCAGGUAGCUACGAGUGCGUCUGCCACAUCGGCUACACGGUCUCCGACGACGGCUGCUCGUGCGUCGACAUCAAUGAGUGCGAGAUCGACGAGGGCGGCUGCAAGCAGAAGUGCGUCAACGUCGCCGGAUCGUUCUACUGCGACUGCGACGACGGAUACUUCCUCGCCGCCGACGGCUCCAUGUGCGAACCGGGCCGCGGCGACCUCGGCCCGCCGAAGCACCCCCUGCCGAGCGACAGCCCCGACACGGUCGUCGACGAGUACGAGAAUCAGCUGGAACUGAAGGAGCAGCAGGUGAAGGAGAAGUGUCGGCCCGGGUACUUCGGCCACGACUGCAGCCUGACGUGCGACAAGUGUCAGAACGGCGGCACGUGCCAGCCCGACCGCGACGGCUGCUUCUGCCCCGCCGGCCGCAUGGGCGUGCUCUGCAACGAGACGUGCGCGAAGGGAACGUACGGCGUCGGCUGCAACGGCGUCUGCACGUGCCUUAACGGCGGAACGUGCAACCCGCUCGACGGCAAGUGCCACUGCCUGCCAGGCAUCAAGGGAGAGAACUGCGAGGACGGCUGCCAUCCGGGCUACUACGGGCGCGACUGCGAUAAGGAGUGUCCGGUGACGUGCCCGAGCAAGACGUGCGACCGUCAGUUCGGCUACUGCAUCUGCCGGCCAGGAUAUUUCGGGCCGCACUGCGAGCUGCCGUGCCCCGAGAAGAACUUCGGUCCCAACUGCAACCGAGAGUGCGACUGCAACUGGAAGCAGGCGAACGGAUGCGAUUCGAAGACGGGGGUGUGCCUCUGCAAGCCGGGCUUCGAGGGCAAGUCGUGCGAGAGCAAGUGCGCCGAAGGCUGGUACGGCUUCAAUUGCUCGGUGCAAUGUCAGUGUCUGACGUCGACGCAGUGCCACCACAUCAACGGCCGGUGCGUCGGCGACUGCGCUGAAGGAUUCACGGGAGAGGACUGCGACAUCAAAUGCCAGCCAGGGCGCUUUGGCCGCGACUGUCUCUUCGACUGUAACUGCGGCUCUCUCGACUGCGACACGAAGACGGGAGAGUGCAUCUGUCCCGCGGGCUUCAAUGGAGAGUCGUGUGACCGGCCGUGCGACGAGAACAUGUGGGGACCGAACUGCGUGCACGAUUGCACCUGCGGCAACGAGGCGGACUGCAAUGGCAAGACGGGCCAGUGCUACUGCAGCGCCGGUUGGUUUGGAGCGGCGUGCCACGAUGCGUGCCCGCCGGGACGCUACGGCGCCGACUGUCUCCAGCAGUGCCGCUGUCAGAACGAUGCUGUGUGCGACCCGGUGACGGGUACGUGUAACUGCGCAGCCGGCUGGGAGGGCCAGCGCUGCGAGCAGGUGUGCACGGCGGGCACGCACGGCCCCAACUGCCUGCAGGACUGCUCGUGUCACCACGGCGCCGAGUGCGACCCGCGCACGGGCGACUGCGUCUGCACGCCGGGCUGGCGCGGCGACGCCUGCGAGCUGCCCUGCUCCGAAGGAACGUACGGUGCGGCGUGCCGCGGUGCGUGCGCGUGCAACAACGGCGCGCUCUGCGACCACAUCAGCGGCGCGUGCACGUGCACGGCAGGCUGGCGCGGCAUCGCCUGCGAACGGCCCUGCCCGUCCGGCUUCUACGGACUCGACUGCCAGCACGCGUGCAACUGCGGCAACGGCGCGCGCUGCGACCCGGUCUCCGGCUCCUGUCACUGCGCUCCCGGAUGGUCCGGGUCCGGAUGCAAGCAGCAGUGUCCCGACGGGAUGUUUGGACUCAACUGCCAGGAGGCGUGCAGCUGCAAGAACGGCGGCACGUGCGACCCGGUCGGUGGCGGCUGCAUCUGCCGGCCCGGCUUCAUGGGCCAGUACUGCACGCAGGAAUGUCCGGCGGGUUACUACGGCAGCAGCUGCGUGCGUCACUGCAUGUGCGCCAACGACGGCGUCUGCAGCCACAUCACGGGCGAGUGCAGCUGCCCGGCCGGCUACUGGGGCGACGCCUGCGAGAUGGAAUGCCCGACGGGAUACUUCGGAGCCGAGUGCGCGCGUCGCUGCCGCUGCCUGAACGGCGGUACGUGCGACCGCGUCACCGGCGCCUGCCACUGCGCGGCGGGAUACCGCGGCGAGCACUGCGAGGGGAGGUGUCCGCCGGGACACUACGGCGCCGACUGUAAGGAGAUGUGCACGUGCGCGCACGGAGACUGCCACCCGACGACGGGCGCGUGCGAGUGCAUGCCCGGCUGGAUGGGAGAGAAGUGCGAGGAGACGUGCGAGCAGGGCAAGUACGGAUACGGAUGCUCGCGCGAGUGCACGUGCGGCGACGAGCCCUGCGACCACGUGACGGGCACGUGCGACUGUCCGGAUGGCUUCACCGGGUUCAUGUGCCAGCACGUGUGCGCGCCGGGUUACUACGGCGCCGGCUGCGCGAGCGUCUGCAACUGCACGGCUAGCCAGGUGUGCGAGCCGGUGACGGGCGAGUGCAAGUGCAAGCCAGGCCUGCGCGGUAAGAAGUGCAAGCGCAGCUGCCCGCCCGAGCAGUUCGGCUCCGACUGCUACGAGGACUGCAUGUGCGAAAACGGCGCCCACUGCGACCCGAGCAACGGCGACUGCUCGUGUCCGGCGGGCUGGAUCGGCACGCUGUGCGACCAGCCGUGCCCGCGCAUGUGGUACGGCGUCAACUGCACGCAGCUGUGCGACUGCCGCAACGGCGGCCAGUGCGACACGAACACGGGACGCUGCGUCUGUCCGGCUGGCUUCUCCGGAGAGCAGUGCGAGCGGGAGUGCGCAGCCGACUUCUGGGGCAUCGAGUGCAACAACACGUGCGCGUGCGAGAACGGCGGCCGCUGCGCGAAGCUGACGGGAGCGUGCUCGUGCGGCCUCGGCUGGAUGGGAGAGCGCUGCGAGCAGCCGUGCGCUGCCGGCACGUACGGUCCGGGAUGCUCGCUCGACUGCGAGUGCCAGAACGACGCCGAGUGCGACCGCGUGUCCGGCUGCUGCCACUGCCGCGCCGGCUUCUACGGCAAGCGCUGCGAGUUCGCCUGCCCCGCCGGUUUCUACGGCGAGUACUGCAGCCUGCAGUGCGACUGCGUCGGUGGCGCCAUCUGCGAGCCGGACACCGGCCGCUGCCUGUGUCCGCCAGGUCGCGUCGGCGACGACUGCGAGCGCACGUGCGACGCGGGCCGCCACGGCGAGAGCUGCCAGCAGAAGUGCGACUGCGGCGUGUACCCGUGCAGCGCCAAGACGGGCGUUUGCAAAUGUCCGCCGGGUUUCGCCGGCCGUCGCUGCGGCGAGCCGUGCCGCAUCGGCCGCUACGGCUCCAGCUGCGCGUUCACGUGCGAGUGUUACAACGGUGCCCUCUGCGACUCGGUCACCGGCCAGUGCCUCUGCUCGGAGGGCUUCGUCGGGCCGAAGUGCCAGUCGCUGCAGAUAGACUCCGUCGAUGCGGCUAGGGGCGACAUGCCCGGUCAGCUGGGCAGCAGACGCCGUCGCCGACGGUCGCUGCGAUUCGAUGAUCUGCUAAAAGAUUUCUAACUGGUCGCCGACCGCCACCCGUGUACUAAUGCAAGACUAGGCGCGUUAUUAUUAUUAUUUAACUGAACUCUUCUUAUCUCGUAACGACGGCAGGGCAGGUCUCCUGUAUUCAUUCUUAUCUCAUCUACACUGCCACCAGCGACGAACUUAUACACACCCCGGGUCACGAACGGUUCGCAUGUUUGAUGCUAACGACACUGCUGCAUCUAACAGCCUGCGUGAAACAUUACGACGCACGCCUGCGCGAACGCACGAGCGUAUGCUGAACAUUGUUGUUGUUAUGGUUUCACUGACUGUUCUCGCACUUUCGGAUUUUUCGAUAUAAAUCGACUGUAUAAACAAGUGACAUUGAUAUUUGGACGCCGGCGACCAAGCAAACGCAUUGGAUACUCGGUGCGAGAUUCUACUCGGCGGGGAUGUGAUGGGAAACGGCUGAGCGCUGACUACAUAAGUCGCUAGUAGUCGGCAGUCACACGAUCACUGGAUUAGUCGGCUGUACUAUCACAACUUCUCCAGUGGCCUACACAACAUCCCGGCUUAUCGAGUAGCAUUAUAGAUUAUCGACUAUAUCCAAUCGCGUCUCAAUUUGUCAAUUUUUAAUCAAAGUAGACUUUAUAGUAUUUGCUAAUAACUCUAUAUUUCGAUGUGUCGUUGCACAUGUUGGAUUCGUCGUUUUAGAAAUGAUAAUGCUUUUUUGUUUUUCAUCGUCUUGGUGCUUUAGUUGUAGAAUUUUAUUUACGUUGUACUGCUUCAUGAUAAACUAACUAAUUUAAGGCCAAAUUGUAGCGAACAACUGUAUUUGUUCUCUAGUAUUCUAUUGCGUAACUGUGUUUUUAACGUAAUUUAAUGCAGACGAGAAACAAUGUUUAGCGAUGCUGAAAAUCGGAGUUUGUCCUAGCGGCCGCUUAUUUCUUUGUCGACUGAACGUUGCGUUGUAUAUAGCACGUGGUUUACAUCGUACUUUGCGGUAGAUCCGUCACCUCUACGACUCGUGACGAAUAUGCCGUUAUUGUACGUUUAUAUCUGUCGAACGUCUUAGAGUUAGAAUGCAAUAGAACGGUGAUUAACAGUGUAGAUGCUAUUUUGUAUUGUGCAGCGUCUCGAUCCUUACUUAAUAUUAUACAUACGCAAUGGAAUGUAUCGUACUUUUCAUAGUCGUGUUGCAAUUUACGAUUUAUACACAACUUUGUAUUACUACAUUUAGUUUUGAACAUUACGACUUGUAAUCGAAAAUGGCUUCAAGAUCACCAAAACAGGGCGAUGAUGCCCGCCUCUAGUGCCAGUUCAUAGCCACGUCUGUGUAGCCCACGGGCAAGUACAUUUAGAAUGUGCCAUAAAAUCGAAAUGGUAUGUCAAUGGCAUUUGAGUAACACCCACCUGCUAUAGGAGCAUUUAAACGCAACACAUUUUAUUUGAAUGUUUAUGACUGUUAUAUAUUCACGUCUUAGUAAUCACGCGCAUAUUUUUGCCAGUAUAAGCUCUUCGCUUACGUAUAUGCGCGAAACGGUUGCGCAAAACUUUGAUGUUUUCGGGCAAAAUAAUGAAUAUAAGCAGGUCCGUUAUGUGCCGUACAAA